AUGGCUCAGAAGAAAGUAGUGGACCUACGAAGGAUAGAGAAUGAUAAGACAAGGAUAACAACUUACAAAAAGAGGAAAGCUUGUCUUUACAAGAAGGCAGAGGAGUUCUCAACACUGUGCGGCGUCCAGACAUGUCUCAUCGUCUACGGUCCCACCAAGGCGACCGAUACAAAGGUUUCCGAGCCAGAGAUAUGGCCGAGGGACGAGGCCAAAGUCAGAGAAAUCAUACGCAAGUACAAAGACUUAGCGUCGAACGGCUGCGGGAAAGAAACCCAAGUUGAGACUUUUGUUAACGACUUGGGGAAGGCAAAAGAGAAGGAGGAUUGUAAGAAGAGAGUGAAGAGUAAUAAUACUAAGUAUUGUUGCUGGGAGGAGAAGCUAGACAAGUGCUCACAAGAGCAGCUACGUCAGGUUCUCUAUGCCGUGGAAUACAAGUUACAUGAAGCUCUGAUGAGACAGAAACGUACUAUGAUUAGGAAUCAGCAUCAAGCCAUAGAGACACCAAUCCCGCAGAUGCUUAUGGAUCAAGAUUACAUGAGACAUUAUCUUGCUGACCAGAAGCAACAGAUUCAUCAAGGCAUGCUCCCUGGUUAUCAUAAUAUGGGUUUCUCGCUUUUACCAUCUCCUGAUGAUCAGAAUCAAAUGGACCCAAAUCUUGAGGAGAAUUAUUUAACCAACUUCGGGUUAACUCAAGGCUUGAUGAUGCCAAACGGAAACGAUGGUACUCAGUUGAUGCAGAGGCAAGCACAACCUUGUUAUAAUCCUGAACCGGUUGCACAGAGGACUGCGGCUUUUAAUGCUAACCCAUUUGCGGGAUUUAGUCCGUUUAACCAUACUUGGAGGUGA
Molecule: messenger RNA, 846 nt
Organism: Microthlaspi erraticum
Lineage: Eukaryota; Viridiplantae; Streptophyta; Magnoliopsida; Brassicales; Brassicaceae
Source: the annotation of a GenBank genome assembly